CCCCCAGCCCCAGCCCCAGGGCAGAAAGAAAGUGCUGCUUGAGCAGGGGGAGCUUAGCUAGUUCGGGUCUGGGGCCCUGGGAGGGCGGGAUCCGGCGCCGUGGCUGGUGGGUCGAGUAGGAACUGGGUUGCUGGGGCCUUGGGAGAGCUCUGAGGGGGCAAAGGCAGAAUCAGGGACUGAGACUAGAGCCCUGGGAGGGCGGGAUCCGAAACCACGGUUGGUGGGUCCCUAAGGAAAGGGGGUUGCUGGGGUCUCCUGAGAGGGCUGAGCAGGGACAGAGACUGGUACCGGAACCCUGGGCAGGAGGGAUCUUUAUUCACAAUUGGGUCGGCCGCGCAGCCAUGCGGGGCCGGGAGCCCCCGGGACGCUUCACUGUGCCGGCGGAGGCGGAGGACUCGGUGCUGGAGCUUCGGCCCCAUGUGGAGCGCAUCUUUAGGGUGCAGCUGAGUGUCCUCGGGGAGCCGGAACCCGGGGCCCCCAGCAUUUGGUUGCAGCUGGAGGGCCCCCAGGAGAACGUGGGCAGAGCCAAGGAAUACGUGAAAGGCCUAUGCAGCCCAGAGCUAUGGGAGGAGGUCAACUACCCCGCAGCCCUGCAUUGUGUCUUCCUUGGAGCCUGCAGCCUCUUUCUGGAUUGCCUGUGCUGGGGUACCUCAGCCCACAUGGUGCCCCAAGCCCCAGGCUCCCUGCUGCUGGGAGGCCUGGCUGAAGCCUUCUUCAUGGCCCAGAACCGGGUAGAGGGGCUGGCAAAGCGGCUGGGGCGUGACCCCCUUCCACCCACCCAAUCCCAGGGGGUCCCAGAGGCUGAAGUGAAUAGGGCUUUCCGGGCUCUGCUGGUGGGCCGGGAGGAUGAGCACUCUGGAGCCCUGCUUCGCCUGCCUCUUACUGUCCAGGAGGAGCUCUUGAGGCUGGUGCAGGAAGCUGUGAAGGAUGGGGGAGAUGCAGAAUGGAUGGGCCCUCUUGCACCUCCUCUGGAUGGCUCUUCCAGGCCUCAGCCCGGGAGGAUAUCAGCCAAGCCCCUUCUGGAGCUCAGGGCACUCCAACGUGGCCAGUACUGUGGGUCACAUGGAGAACCUGGGAAGGUCAGCCGGACAGAAGAUAGACAGGGUCAUGUAAUUAGAGAGGGCAUGACAGUCCUAGAACUAGGAGGACGGAACCGGGGCAAACGAGUCUAUAGGGAGAUCCCUAAUCUGAUUCCUAAUUGCAGGGGAAAUAAACGGCCAGUCAAUUCCCCUUCCUUCCGGGAAGAGAUGCUUGGCCUGAUAAGGCAGGUCUUGGGGGAUGGAUUGAGUCCACUUACCCUCACAGGGCCUCCGAAUGGUGCUAGUGCUUCGAAGGCACAAGGUUCCCAGAAACCUUCCUCAGAGCCCCGUGUUCGCUGGGGGGAUAGUCCUUCCAAAAGGAAGGAGGACCCUCAUGGGAGGAGCUCAGAGGAAGGGCAAGAACAACCCAGGGUAAGCUUCUCCUCUGAGAAUUAUCCGAAACUGCGCUCUGCCCAGAUCAGGGAGGUAGGGUUAGCACAGAAGCAGUUCCAUAAUCUUGAGGCAAAGGCUGCCUUUAAGUCCCAAGCCCCAAUCCCAUUUGCUUCCUGGAAGAAUGUGAGCUUCCCUGGAACCUGGGGGCAGGGUAGUCCCUGUAGACCUCUGUGGCUAGGGCCUCAGCAUUGUGGCGUAGGGCAUUCAACCUUCUGGAGGGUACAGGAUGGGCACUCAUCCCCCUUGCCCUGGGGCCUAGACUGGGGGCGCAACUUACCCUCCAAUCCACUGAGGCAAGCAACUCCCUUCAAAUACAAGGUGCAAGCACAAAGUCCCAUCCCUGUGAGACUAGAUUGGAAGAGCAGACCUCUCCUCAGGGAUCCCACUUUGGUGCCCCCAUCUUGUAACACAGGGUGGUGGCAGGUGCUAAAAACAGCUCCCCAAAUGUGCCAGAGACCAGUGACCCUGACACCUGGAGGCUACGAUGUCUGUUCAGGGAACCUGCAGAGAGGAACUCUUGUUGGGGAUUGGGAGCCAGGGCUACUUCCCACUUGGCUUCAUGAACCAAGGCUGGUCACUACUUUUGGGGAGCAAGGACCAAUACAAGAGCUGGUGACCCCUUUCCCAGAAAUGUCCCUUGCCAGGGCAGAGAUCUUGACAGAUAUCCUUCGGGAUGUGUCCUGCGGCCAGCCCUUUGGCCCUGUCCCUGUCUCGCUGCUGAAGUACUUUGGGGAGCCCGAGAGGCAGAGACAGGCAAACUGCCAGCCAAUACCCUGCUUUGCCAGCGGCCCAGUUUUCAGGGAGAAACGGAAGAAGAGCAAAUGCCCCAAGACUGUGAGCAGUGACCAGCAUAUGCCGUUUGUUCAUCCACAAGUGAAUAACUUGGUGACCAGCUUCCAGCGUUUUCAUGAGGCCCUGAGUGUGCCUUUCACCUUGAGACUUGAAAAUGUCCCUGGGAAGCCAGGGCUUCGUCAUAUCAUUAUUGAUGGCAGCAACGUGGCGAUGGUCCAUGGCCUCCAGCACUUCUUCUCCUGCAGGGGUAUUGCUCUGGCUGUACAAUAUUUCUGGGACAGAGGGCAUCGAGAGAUCACCGUUUUUGUCCCCAAUUGGAGGCUGAGGAAGAACAGUAGGGUGAGAGAGGGUCACUACUUGACGAAGCUACAUUCUCUCAGCCUGCUCUCCAUCACCCCUUCCCGAUUCGUGGAUGGCAAGAGGGUCACCUCCUAUGAUGACAGGUUUAUGGUGAAGCUAUCAGAGGAAACAGAUGGGGUCAUUGUCACCAACGAUCAGUUCCGGGAUUUGGUGGACGAAUCAAAGAAAUGGAUAGGGAUCAUUAGAGAACGUCUGCUGCCUUUCACUUUUGUGGGGAAUAUCUUCAUGGUUCCGGAUGACCCAUUGGGGCGGGAUGGCCCCACCCUGGACACAUUCCUGAGGAGAACAGAUGGGUUGGAGUUGGCUGUUAGCAACUUUCUGAAGGUCUGGGAGACAAAGCCUCUGGCCAAAGCCUCCUUUCUCCCCAUAAAGGCUAAGGGGCUUCAAGGUAAGAAGCAUCUAAAGAGGGGCUGCUCUGGACCUCAGCAGAAGGGGAAGGUGAAGACGCUGACAGAGGGUGUAGAGAAACUGAUGGCCAAGGAGGAAGACUCUCUAGACACUUGCCUGUCCACAGUUUUCCGAGAAGAAUGCCCCUUCCUUUCAGAUGAUAUCCUCCGGUAUUUUAGCCUCCAGGACAACACCUCAGAGACCUCUCUCUCUCCCUGGAGAGGCUCUUCUCAACUUGAUAUCCCUUGGGGUGGGGCUGGACAACCCACGUGCCAAAGGGUCCUUGACCACUUGGCCCAACUGACUGUACCAACCAGCUUCUCUUCUCUCUCCUUCUUUGUGGGGUUCAUGGGUUGCCACAAAGAUGUGAUCCCCCGCUAUUCCUCACUCAUUGCUCCGCUCCACGGCCUCCUCAAGAAGAAGACGCAGUGGCAGUGGACGCCCGAGCAUUCUCAGGCAUUCCUGGCCCUGAAGCAGGCUCUGGUGUCAGCCCUCUCCUUGGUCCCUCCUGACCCCCAGUUGCCCUACCGUCUGGAGGUGGCAGUAAGUGAGAAGACCUUGGCUGCUGUCCUGACACAGGAACGGGCAGGGCUGAGGCGUCCCAUUGCUUACACUUCAAAACCCCUCCUCCCCCAGGAGGGCAAGGCUGCCCUGAGCAGAGGCGGUGGCCUCUGUGCCCUGGCCUGGGCUGUGAGGCGUUUUGCCCCCUCUCUUGGGUCUGUCCCUGUUGUUCUGGAAGCCUCCUAUACCUCUGGGGACUCCCCAGACCCCGAACGGAGGGAGAGUCUAGAGAGUUCUGAUGCAUGGCUGGCCCGAUGGUCCCUCCUAGUACAGGAUAAGGACAGGAGGACCUUGGGCACAUCUUUUCUCCCAGGGCCUUUGGGUAACAGUGGCGUCUCAAUGCCCACACCUGAUUCAUUGCCUCAGUUUUUCCAAAUACUGCCUCCUUUUUCUGACUUGUCCUCCUUUGUAUGUAUUUAUACUUCAGGGUAUUGUUUUUACCAGGAUACUGAGUGGUGUGCAGGCUUUGGGUUGUAUGUCCUGUCUCCUGACAGUCCCCCCCUCUCCCUGUCUUUCUCUUGUUCCCCUCAUACACCAACCUAUGCCCACCUGGCUGCUGUGGCUUGUGGCCUGGAGCGAUUUGUUCAUUCCUGCAUUCCUCUGGUAUUUCUGGUUAAUUGUAGCUGGCUCUUUAACAUCCUUAUAGAUCUUCUUCCUCUCUGGCACUCCCGUGGUUUUCUGUCCUCAGAUGGGGCCCCAUUGCCUCAUCCAGCCCUGCUGUCCUACAUCACUUCCCUGGCCUCUAGCCUCCCCACCUUGCCCUUCCUCUUCAAAGCCUCCUACAAGGGGGCCCUGUUUAGUGUGACAGUGGAGGCCUUAGCCAAGCAGGGCGCCCAAGGGUCGGGACCACUGUGGAAGUUGCCAAGGCAUAUCAUGCCUUCUGUUGGAGUGGCAGCCAAUCCCUUGGGCAAUGGGCCAAAUCUUCAGGUGUUGCAGGAGAACGAUGCUGUUUUGUUAGAAGCCAUUUGCCAGCUGCAGGCUGGGCAUAAGCUUCCCGGACAUUCACCCCUCAAACCUUUUGAACCUGGAAUCAGUUUUGUUAAGGAGUGCAACCUGCUCAUGUACGGAGAGAUGAAGAGACCCAAGGUCUGGAUUGUCCCGGAGCAAAUCCGGAAGGAUCUGAUUUACUCUGUGCAUGAUGUCCCUCCUGGUCCCCACGCUGACCCAGAAGAGACUCUCAGGAGGGUGAGGAUGUUAGGCUGGUGGCCUAAGAUGCAUGGGCAGGUGAGGGCCUACUGCAAAUGUUGCUUGUUCUGUACCUCAAUAAACAACCUAAGCAAGGAAUCCAAGUGCAUGCGGACCCAGUGGAACUCUACAUCUGCAGUGCCCUGGUCUAAUCUUCAGAUUGAUGUGUUUGGGCCUGUGCCUGCCAGUGAGGAGGGCCACAGGCACGUGCUGAUUGUGGCUGACUCCUAUUCCUCCUGGACGGAAGCUUUCCCACUGAAGUCCUUCACGCAGAUGGCAGUGGCCCAGGUGCUGCUGCAGCAGGUGUUUUCCCGAUGGGGGUUGCCGGCGAGGCUGGAGGCAGCCCAGGGAUCUCAGUUUGCCAGGCAUGUCCUGAUGAGCUGUGGCUUAGUGCUGGGGGCCAAGCUGGGCAGUAUCUCUGGGGAUAUCCAGCCUGCUGAACUGAGGGAUAGAAACUCAAACCAGGCCUUCAAGAAUUUGUUGGAGGAGUUUAUCAUCCUUCAUGGGAAGAACUGGGCCAGUUGCCUGCCCCUUCUGCAUAUGGCCUUUCGAGCCCUGGAGUCAGGACCCACACCUUUUGCAGUUGUGACAGGGAGUGAGAUGAGACUGACUGAAUCUUUAUGGUGGGAGCUCAGUGGGGCCCAUGUUGAAGGGCUGAAGAUGGAUGUGUUUUUACAGCAGCUGAAAAGCAAUGUACUAGAAAGUCAGCUGCAGGCAGCUCUGGCCUCUGGGGACCAGUCCGUCCUAGCUCAGAGCACCUACUUUCAGCAGGAAGUUCAGGGGAAGGAGUGGAAUGUGGGAGACCAAGUCCUGCUCUUGAAUUUCCCCAAACCUGGCUCAGCUCGGUGGGUUGGACCCUAUUAUAUUGUAGACAGGCUGAGUCUGUCUCUGUAUAGGGUCUGGGGUUACCCGACUCCAGGGAAGCUGGGAGUCACAUACCCCACUAACUUGAUGAAGUCAUAUCCCCAAGGUGGUGCCCCCUUGCCCUCAGUAAUAUUAGAACAGUUGGAGUAAGCCACUGCCCCCCCCCCCCAUUUUUGGAGUCUGGGUAAGGAUGCCUUAUCUUUCCCCCUAUUCAUCACUGCUCACACACAGCCUCUCCUGGGCUUCAGCUAAGAACUAAUGUCCUGAGGAAAACUUCCAGACUUGAGAAUAUUCAGAGACUGCAAAGGAUUUUCUCCAUCAGUUCUCCUGGCAUCUUUGCCCAGGGUAGUAGUUUAUAUAGUAUGUUACUAGGUUCAGCUCAGCCAACCUGCUGUUUCUUUUCAGGAAUCAUCCCAGAAUCUCAGCCCUGACUGGCCUUAACCUGUCCCCAGGACCUCUGAAUGAGAACCUGACUAAACCAACCUUCUCCCAGGGAGAGGAAUAGUCUUGGCAGGGGUUCCUUCCUUUAGCUAUUUCAUCAUGAGAUUAUCUAGCGUUGGCUUUGCCAGGGUGUCUGAAAACCUAGUGGGCUGAGUGAGAGCAGUGAACCUGGACGGGGGUAGGCUUCUUUGGUAAGACACAUGGUCACUUCUUUCAGGCCACACACAGGCCCAAUCAGUGACCUGUGCGAGACUGUCCCCUGUCCCAUUCAGCAUGUUAAUGUUGAGGUCUUUGAUGGUGCUGGAUCCAAAGGGAUCUUAUUUAGAAAUCAUUGGAGCUGGGUCUAGAUUCUUAUCCAGUCACUGGUGGCUUUUGGGUCAGAAUGUACCAAAAAAAAAGUAUUCUGACUCAUCAAGAGCCGUUAAUGGAAGUCUCUGGGACAAGAGCCCUGAGGCGUAGUAGGAGUUCUGGUAAGGGACUCUUCCCACCUCAUUUUACUCUAACUCCCCAAACCCCAUCCUAUGACAGUUUCUUCACUCUGGGAAUCUUGAUGCUAAGGGUGAGAUCACUGAGCCAGAAGAGCUUGUCUUGUCUUGUCCAAGGAGCUCAAUUCUUUGUUCCAAAGGGGUGGUAAAGUUGAGUCCUGUGUUGCUAUGGCAACAAGAAUACUGGAACUCCACACCUUCCCUGCACCAGCCCCUCUCCCCACCCUCCAAACACACACACUGUGUUUGUGAAAUAGCUUUGCAUUGUACCUCUUGGGAUGGGACCUUAUGCAUGUGCCUUCUAUAUAAUAGGGAAAUUGGUCUCAUCCGUUGAACCCUCACUUUUUCCCACCUGAGUAACCCUGUGUGAAAACAGCUUUGCCCUAAAUUAGAUCCUGGUUGGCAUCUUACAUGUGUCUUCCAUGUAAUGGGAAACUUGGGCUCACUCUUAGGGCCCCCCUCCCUCCUUACCACAUUACCCUCCUGAGUGAAGUAAACUUUGACCCACAUUGUGCCCUGAAUGGGACUUUAUGUGCCUUUUGGGAAAUGGGAUUCAUUCCUAUCACACUCAGCCCACCGAUCUACAAGCCAGUCAUUUCCUUAGUUCUCUUUAUAGUAACAUAGCAUUUCCCUUUAAAGUAAUUAUAGUAUAGUACAGUAAUUUCUCUUUAUAGUAAGUGGGAGUGAGUCUUAAUUUGAUUUGUAAAUAAACAGCUCAAACUGGAA
This is a messenger RNA of Phascolarctos cinereus (koala), 7273 nucleotides long. The record is from RefSeq and is a predicted model, not a curated record. NCBI's taxonomy places the organism in Eukaryota, Metazoa, Chordata, Mammalia, Diprotodontia, Phascolarctidae.